Molecule: messenger RNA, 4212 nt
Organism: Lachancea mirantina
Lineage: Eukaryota; Fungi; Ascomycota; Saccharomycetes; Saccharomycetales; Saccharomycetaceae
Source: the annotation of a GenBank genome assembly
AUGUCAGAAAGUCCACUUUCCAAAAAGCAAAAACAGCUACCGAUCGAGGAUUUCGAAUUAUCUAAAAGUGAAGACUUUCCCGAUAUUACGGGAAUAUCGCGCUCCAGAACGCCACGGAAGCUGUUUUCGGGCUCAUCCGACAAACCUCAAGCAUACUCGCAACAAUGGGUUUCAUCUUCGUCCGGCGUUCCCAAUCUAAAACCUUUGAACGACGAAGGGAACACGAGAGGACGCGUUUAUUCGCAAUCACCUCCGCGGUCACCCACUCGGUCGCCCACGCGAAGGUUACAAUUGAUUCAGCUCUCUCCAUCGAAAAAGUCUCGACUAGAAAAGUUGCGUAUUCACGAAGCGGAGAGAAAUGGCGCAUCUUUCGAAAGAUUAUGCAUAAAUCGUCUAGUUUUGCAUAAUUUUAAAUCCUACGCCGGUACACAGGUGGUUGGGCCAUUUCACAGCUCAUUUUCCGCCGUAGUGGGGCCUAAUGGAUCGGGUAAGUCUAACGUGAUCGACUCUAUGUUGUUUGUGUUUGGAUUCCGAGCCAACAAAAUGCGCCAAGGAAAUUUGUCAAGUCUCAUCCACAAGUCAGAAGCUCAUAGAGAUCUCGAAAGUUGCUCCGUUGAUAUCUAUUUUGACCACGUUAUUGACAACCCUGAUCAUACCACUAGCAUUAAUGAUGAUAAGCCACCGUUGGUCAUCACGCGGCGAGCUUUCAAAAACAAUACCUCAAAAUACUACAUCAAUGGCAAAGAUAGCAAUUACAAACAAGUUACGCAGCUUUUGCGAGAUAAAGGUGUGGAUUUGGAUCACAAGAGGUUCUUAAUUCUGCAAGGAGAAGUCGAAAGCAUUGCGCAAAUGAAACCCAAGGCCGAAAGGGAGAGUGAAGACGGCCUUUUAGAGUACCUUGAAGAUAUAAUAGGGACGGCAAAGUAUAAAGCCCAGAUUGAAGACUCCCUAUUGCAAAUAGACUCGCUAAACGAGGUUUGCCGAGAAAAGGAGAACCGCUUUCAGCUUGUGGAGCGCGAAAAAGAUUCUUUAGAAGACGGCAAAAACGAGGCCCUAGAAUAUCUCGACAAAGAAAAGACUCACACUUUGUUAAACUCGAAACUGUUUCAAUACAAAAUCUGGGAAAUUAAUAAUAAGUUGUUUAACUACGCUGAGAAAACUGAAGCCUUGAAGCAAACGCUUUCGGCUGAAAUCGAGGAGCAUGCAAAACACCAACGGCAGGUUAAGGAGGCUGAAACACGCUGCGCUAUUUUGAAAGACAAGAAACUGCAAAACCAAAAGCAUCAAAAAGAACUAUCUCAAACCAAACGUGAUAAAGAGAGGGAGAAAAUCUCGCUUGAGGCAAAGUUAAGGAAUUUUGCUAACAAAAAAGCGAAAGCUGAAAAGUCUUCGGGCCCAGCACAAGCAGGUAUUGCCGAUACUAGGAGAAAAAUCGAAGAUUUGGAGUUGUCACAGCAAGGUUGUGAGAAAGAAAUAGCUGAACUAAAUGCUUCUCUUGUAGUUGAAAAGAAAAAAUUGACUGAAAUAAAACUCGGCUUGAAGGACAAGACAAGUGACUUUGCGGAGCAAAUUACAAAGCUUGAAGCCGAGCUAGAGCCUUGGAAAUUGAAACUUCAAGAGAAAAAGACUCAGAUUCAACUCGCUAAAAAUGCUUUGGUAGUUUACGAAGAAUCGAAAAAGAAAGCCGCCGCUGAUGUUGAGAGACUACGUCAAACGCAGAAAUUCUCUACUGACAAACUGAGUGAGCAUUUGCAGGGAAUCUCGUCUUUGGAAAGUGAGCAGCUAUCCUUACAAAAAAAGAUCGCAAGUGGUCAAACAGCCCUCGACGGUGCUGGUGAGAGAAUGCAUGAAAUGAAAGCGAUAUUGACUUCUCAUAGACAAAGGUUCAAUGAGGCGAAAUCGUCCUUGAAUAAUUUCCAAAAUAAAAAUAAGGUGCUUACCGCCUUAAUGAGAUUGCACAAAUCUGGCCGAAUAGAAGGUUUCCACGGCCGGUUAGGUGAUCUCGGUACGAUUGACGAUGCCUAUGACGUUGCAAUUUCAACGGCCUGUCCUCGUUUAGACGAUAUAGUGGUGGAUACCGUUGAGUGCGGACAGCAGUGCAUAGAGCAUUUGCGGAAGAAUAGGCUAGGAUACGCUCGCUUUAUCUUGCUAGACAAGCUGAGAAAUUUCGAUAUGAGAAAACCAGACACACCUGAGGAUGUUCCUCGAAUCUUUGACCUCGUUAAGUCAAAAGAUUUGAAGUUUCUUCCUGCGUUUUAUAGCGUUCUUAGGGACACUUUGGUAGCGAACGAUUUGAAGCAAGCUAACCGGGUAGCCUAUGGAAAACGAAGGUAUAGAGUGGUCACACUAGAUGGGAAACUCAUAGACAUAUCAGGUGCAAUGAGUGGUGGUGGAACGUUUAAGGCGAGUGGUUUAAUGAAAUCAAAACACCAAGGCAACGAGUUUCUUGUAAGUCCUGAGGAAGUGCAAAAGUUGGAAACAGACCUUGUGGAAAGAGAGAAGAAUUUCAAAAUAGCCUCGGAGACAUUUAGAGAAAUGGGAGAAGCCAUGCAAGACCUCAAAGAAAGGGUACCAAAUAUUGAAUUGGAAAUAUCUAAGAAGAAAAUGGAAGCUGAAACUUUAGAAAGCGACAUCAAAAGUGCCGACCACAGAUUGGCAAAACUUCUGUUGACUGAAGAGAAAGAACUUCAUGGCUCUUCAGUGAAAGAAUUGCAGGAUGAGAAGGAUAAAAUCGAUAAAUUGAACGGUUUGUGUCGGGAAAUUGAAGAACAGAUGUUGUCAAAAUCCGAAAUGAAGGCGUCCUUACAAGAUCGCAUAAUGGAAAUAGGAGGUUCGAAAUUACAAAUGCAGAACUCCUUAGUGGACUCUGUCUCUCAAAAACUGAGCAUUAAUUUAGCGAAGCAAAAGCGAGGCAAAACGGCAUUGAAAAAGACGGAAAGUGAUAUCAAAAGGCUAGAAAGGCAGUUCGAAGAAGCUAUUUUGGAAAUAGAAACCUGUCAGAGAGAAAUGGUUUCUAUCCAAGUCUCACUUUCCGCUGUUGAAGAUAACCUGAUUGGCGUUCAGAAAACGCUAGACGACCUAGUUGGCUUUGAUGAGGAAUAUUCUCAUGAGCUUGAAACGUUAGAAUUGAGUUUAAAUGAAGAACUGGGGAAAGUUUCUAAUUUUCACUCGAAAGAGAUCGAACUAAAAGCUCAAUUGGAAAGUCUCAAUGAAGUUUGCAACCGCCUCAUCGCCGAAAAAAGUCGGUUUGAAAACAAGCUGAACUCGUUGAAAAUUCGAGAUAUGACAUCUGUUCUCAAAUCGCUGCAGGCAGAAUCGCUGCAAGCAGAAUCCCAGGAGACAGGAAGUGCGAAGAGUUGCGAAGAAAUUUCCGCAGAUAGGACCUCUGCUGAAGAAUAUGAUUCGGCUACGGCUAUAGAUCAUGAAAUUGACGUUGACGCUCCAGAACUCAACGAAUCUGAUGCAAACGUUUCGGUUACGGAUAAAGUCGAGAAGGAAAGUCUUGUUAACGGUCUGACGCGACAUUCUGAAGACGAAUUAAGGCAUGUCAAUAUUGAGGAUGUCGAAAGGGAGAUGAUUGAAUUACAAGAGUAUUUGGAUAGUGCUCACGUUGACAUUGAGAUCUUAGAAGACUACGUACAGCGCCUGGCUGAAUUUCGAAUGAGAAGGCUGGACCUCAAUGAAGCUGUCAAGCGGCGUGACGAAAUGCGCACCUUUUGUGAAUUGUCGAAAAAGAAGCGUUUAGAUGAGUUCAUGGAAGGUUUUAACAUGAUAUCGAUGAAUUUGAAAGAAAUGUACCAGAUGAUAACCAUGGGAGGGAAUGCUGAGUUGGAACUCGUGGACAGCUUGGAUCCGUUUUCUGAAGGCGUUCUUUUUAGUGUCAUGCCGCCAAAGAAGAGCUGGAGAAAUAUCUCGAACUUGUCAGGCGGGGAAAAAACACUCAGUUCCUUGGCUUUGGUUUUUGCAUUACACAAGUACAGACCGACGCCUCUUUACGUAAUGGAUGAAAUUGAUGCGGCCUUGGAUUUCCGCAAUGUGUCAAUUGUGGCUAACUAUAUUAAAGAGAGGACAAAAAAUGCGCAAUUCGUUGUUAUAUCGCUCCGAAAUAACAUGUUUGAAUUAGCACAGAGCCUCGUUGGCAUCUAUAAAAGCAAAAACAUGACUAGGAGUGUUACGAUUCAAAAUAAGGGUUUUAUUAAUGCAGACGAUUGA